Molecule: messenger RNA, 935 nt
Organism: Owenia fusiformis
Lineage: Eukaryota; Metazoa; Annelida; Polychaeta; Sabellida; Oweniidae
Source: the annotation of a GenBank genome assembly
UGUAGCAUAUGUUUUGAUUGUUUUUGUGCUUUACUGUUAUAUUCCAUAUAUGGCACAUAUGUUGAAGUGGAACCAGUAUCAGUAUUGAAGCGUAAACAUUGUUCUUCUUUAACUUGUUUGGCUCCUCUUUCCGUUCUACUCAUUGUAACUUGGUCCUACAAUGUUCCUGGUUGUAACUUGGUUCUACAAUGUUCCUUGUCACUGGUUCUACAAUGUUCCUUGUUGUAACUGGUUCUACAAUGUUCCUUGUUGUAACUGGUUCUAUAAUAUUCCUUGCCACUGGUUCUUCAAUGUUCCUUGUUGUAACUGGUUCUACAAUGUUCCUUGUUGUAACUGGUUCUAUAAUAUUCCUUGUAACUGGUUCUACAAUGUUCCUUGUUGUAACUGGUUCUAUAAUAUUCCUUGUCACUGGUUCUACAAUGUUCCUUGUUGUAACUGGUUCUAUAAUAUUCCUUGUAACUGGUUCUACAAUGUUCCUUGUUGUAACUGGUUCUAUAAUAUUCCUUGUAACUGGUUCUACAAUGUUCCUUGUUCUAACUGGUUCUACAAAGUUCCUUGUAGUAACUGAUUCUAUAAUUGUCCUUGUUGUAACUGGUUAUAUAAUUUUCCUUGUUCUAACUGGUUCUACAAUGUUCCUGGUUGUAACUCACUGCAAUGUUCUUUGUUCUAAUUGGUUCUACAAUUUUCCUUGUUGUAGCCAGUUCUACAAUGUUCUAUUCAGCAAUGAAAGAAUAAGUCCAGUUGCUUUGUAUGAAGCCUUAGUUGCACUAGCCAGUGUAUUUUUGUUUUUACAGCAUUCAGGUUCAAGUUUAUGAGUUUGUUUACAUCUGUUUCGCCCCAGUUACUAGCUUCCUGCAAGGCAAAGUGGUACAUUAAUCAUAAAAAACAGUUGUCAAGGUUAAUUAUACCAAUGUUUUGCUAUAGAUCUACAGCAG